Messenger RNA from Priapulus caudatus, 529 nucleotides. RefSeq names its product 60S ribosomal protein L31-like. The transcript has 5 exons. Gene Ontology annotation, molecular function: structural constituent of ribosome. Gene Ontology annotation, biological process: cytoplasmic translation. The record is from RefSeq and is a predicted model, not a curated record. Lineage: Eukaryota; Metazoa; Priapulida; Priapulimorpha; Priapulimorphida; Priapulidae. Bases 93 to 464 code for a protein of 123 amino acids. Gene Ontology annotation, cellular component: cytosolic large ribosomal subunit; ribosome.
UGUGAAGUAAGUUAUUUACGAGUCAAAUGAACAAUCCUUGAAUUAUACCGUUAUUAACUAACAUCUGCCCACUUAGAUUAACUACACUGAAGAUGGCAAAAAAGAAGGGAGAAAAGAAGGGCAAGUCCGCCAUCACCGAGGUUAUUACCCGGGAGUACACCAUCCAUCUUCAUAAACGGUUGCAUUCGGUAGGCUUCAAGAAGAGGGCGCCACGAGCGAUCACAGAAAUCAAGAAGUUUGCUGAGAAGCAGAUGGGAACACCAGAUGUGCGAGUUGACACCCGGCUUAACAAGUUCAUCUGGUCGAAGGGGGUCAGGAACGUUCCCUACAGGGUACGCGUGCGACUGGCAAGAAAGAGGAACGAGGAUGAAGACUCCAUCCACAAGCUCUUUACGCUGGUCACUUAUGUGGCAACAACAGCCUUCAAAGGACUGCAGACUGUGAACGUGGACAACGAUGACUGAAGCAGUUCAAAACGACCUGUAUAUCUCCUUUAAAUAAAAAAAAAAUUAAAAAGUAACCAAAAUAA